AAGAUGUCUUUGCCAAUUGGAAUGCAUCAUCGGGCAUUCAGUUAUGAUGAUGUCCUGGAGGAUCCCACACCGAUGACUCUGCCUUCAUCUGACAUAUGCAGUAAGGUUCUGUGGAAAAAGCCGGUCAUCCCAGAUCGGAAGUACCAACAGCUUUCCAAGGUUGAGGAAGGAGAAAAUAGUUUCUCCAUAAGCCCCUCAGCUUCCAGUGACCAAAUGAACAAGGCCCCAGUGGUGAAGGCUAAGGCAAUGCACAUCAUCAUGAAUUCUCUAAUUACAAAACAGACACAAGAGAGCAUCCAGCAUUUUGAGCAGCAAGCAGGGCUGACAGAUGCAGGAUACACUCCCCAUAAAGGCUUCACCACUGAAGAAGCUAAGCACCACGGUAUGGCAGAGGCAAUCCAUAAAUUGAAGUUGCAAAAUGGAGAAAUGACUAAAGAAGAUAGACUGACUGCUUCAACCCAGUCCACCCCAAGUAGUACACCCCAUUCUUCUCCCAAGCAAAAGCCCAGAGGCUGGUUUACUCAUGGAUCUUCUACUUCCUUACCUGGCCUAGAUGUCAGCAUCAUGGACUCUGGAAAUGCAGAUAGCGACAAGCCCUCAUGAAAAUGGAGCCUUUUUGGACCAAGAACCCUCCAGAAAUCCGACUCAGUUCAGUACAAAGGUACUCAGAAGCCAUCACCAAUGGAGCUCAUUUGGGUUCAGGCUACUAGAAUUGCAGAAGAUCCAGCAGCCUUAAAGCCACCUAAAAUGGACCUUCCAGUGAUGGAAGGAAAGAAACAACCUUCAUGGACCCAUAACCACAAACCAAGGGACAUGAAUGUGUUGACUCCUACAGGGUUCUAA
Molecule: messenger RNA, 843 nt
Organism: Dromiciops gliroides (monito del monte)
Lineage: Eukaryota; Metazoa; Chordata; Mammalia; Microbiotheria; Microbiotheriidae
Product: putative monooxygenase p33MONOX
Cellular component (GO): cytoplasm
Source: RefSeq, a predicted model, not a curated record